AUGGCGGACAAACGUUCAAAUGCAGAGACUGUCCUUGAGCAGCUGAAGAAUGGAAUUGCUCAGUUCGAGCUCGUCUCCUCCCCCGUUCUCUCAAUUUCAACUUCAAAUUUUCAGGCGAACCCAACGGUGUUGUUCGGAGACUACAGCCACCGGUUCUUUGCUAGAAUUGGACCGUCACUAGGCAGAGGAUCGUCGGCCACGAAGAAAGUUGAACGCUAUUCGGUUCAGAAAGUUACUGGCGAUGGACGUUGUCUAUUUCGUGCACUGGUCAAAGGAAUGGCCUUCAAUAAAGGAUUUUCUCUUAGCCCAAGGGAGGAGAAAAAUGAUGCAGACGAACUACGGAUGGCUGUGAAAGAGAUUAUAUGUGAAGAUGAGGAAGAACGCCCCAAGUAUGAAGCGGCUCUGGUGGCAAUUACUGUUGACGAAUCCUUAAAACGUUACUGCCAGCGCAUCACAAGACCUGAUUUCUGGGGAGGAGAGUCGGAGCUGCUGGUGCUGUCAAAGUUGUGUGGGCAGCCAAUCACUGUUUACAUACCAGAGCAUGAGCAUACAAAUGGUGGGAGGAGUUCUGGUUUCAUUCCCAUUGCAGAAUACGGAACCGAGUUUGGUAAAGGUUCUAGAAACAGAAAACCCAGGAAGGUUGUAAGGCUCUUGUACAGUGGCAGCAACCACUAUGAUCUGCUUGUCUGA
Molecule: messenger RNA, 690 nt
Organism: Prunus armeniaca (apricot)
Lineage: Eukaryota; Viridiplantae; Streptophyta; Magnoliopsida; Rosales; Rosaceae
Source: the annotation of a GenBank genome assembly